This is a messenger RNA of Acanthopagrus latus (yellowfin seabream), 1553 nucleotides long. RefSeq names its product family with sequence similarity 241 member A (gene fam241a). Bases 116 to 562 code for a protein of 148 amino acids. The record is from RefSeq and is a predicted model, not a curated record. The transcript has 2 exons. Lineage: Eukaryota; Metazoa; Chordata; Actinopteri; Spariformes; Sparidae. Gene Ontology annotation, cellular component: intracellular membrane-bounded organelle.
CACGCGAUUCAGCAGGACCGCGCGUGCGCUUGCAGGGCGGAGACUGGGACGGCAUCAGUCAGUCCGGUCGCAUGUUUGGAUCCCUGAAAGUUACCGUCAGCGGACCAGCUGUAAAAUGUCUUCUGGGACGCCGUUUGUAAAUGAGCAGCAGAUUUAUCGUCGACGUGAUUUAGAAGGGCUGCCGUCAGAACACCAGAGGAGAUGGUCUGCUGCCCAACCGGUCCACGGUCCAAGGUAUACCGGACUACAGCAGCAGCCACACCGGGUUGAUGGCAGCCGGACCCGACCUCGACCUCCCGUCGACCCCAGCGCCGGGUGGCCCCAUGUGGACGACCCCACCACCAGAGAGCCUCGGCUGGACGACUGCGAGCGGAUGGGGACUCUGUUUGGGAUGCUCAACAAGUGUCUGCGGGGGAUGGGCUUCAGCCAGAUGUACUUUGGGGACAAGAUAGUGGAGCCGGUAGUGAUUGUCUUCUUCUGGCUGCUCCUCUGGUUCCUGGGGAUCCAGGCGCUGGGACUGGUGGGAACUCUGUGCAUCAUCAUCAUCUACAUCCAGAAGUAAUGAGAGCUGACGAUCUGAGUGGAGCCCGCUGUUUUCUUUGGCUAAUGCUUACACAUGCAGGACUCAUGCUAAUGGAUGUUUGGAUUGGAGUCUGCAGUGGGUCUGCACUUUUUGUAGAGAGGGCUGUACUACUCAUAGUGACGGUGGCUUAGUGGGUUUCUAGAAAAGAUUUGAAGCUUGUUCAGUCAGAAAGUCCAAAGCUGGACCCAUUCCUCAGGACUGUUUGGACUGGAUGUCCUCCUGGAGCAGUAACACAUGGGCUGCUGUCUCUGCUGUUCUCAUCAUGACUGCAUGGUGUUGCUCAGAGAACAGGAAGACAAUGAGGGGAAAUGGUUUCUUUCUUUUUAAGUCAAAGGCGACAGAGUGACGGUCAGGAGUCCCAGCAGCACUCACAAAACACAGCUGCACAUGUCUGUGCGUCGAGUGUUUGACUUAAAAAGAAACUAACACGCAGUAAGUUAAUGUGACAACUCCGAUAAUAUCGUAAGAAACAGUGUCUGACGCCGACAUGCAGUACAUUCAAUGCUCUUGUGGAAACUUUCUGUAAAGUGUUUGCUUUGUGAGAUGUACUAGGAAUGCACAGGACUGUGGCUGAUCAGUGGGGGAAUGUAAUAAUAUUAUUUCAUAACCAGAAUGUCAGCUGCUCAUGCAGGGCCUUUCAGUGGAGGGGGAUGCCAUCUGUAACACCUGGUUCUGAGUGGGGACCAGACGUGAGCCACCUUGCCCCUCCAUAUUUUUCUCCUCUGUUCGCUAAGUCGUGGUGCCUGUGCCUGUCUGAUGAGCUCGCUUCCUCUUUCUUAAAAAAGAACCCCCCAGAUGAUCACCGAUCACUGUUAUCGGCCCUGAAGUGGCACAUCGGUGCCUUUCUAAUAAAGGUGGAAGGCUUCUUCAUGUCCAGGAAACUGACAGAAAUCUGAAGCACUUGUGACUUCUCACAUUCAUGGAAAGAUAAUGAAAUAAUAAAUUGGUAUUAAAGGUUUUAGUUCUGGAA